This is a messenger RNA of Lolium perenne, 2710 nucleotides long. RefSeq lists its product as uncharacterized. The record is from RefSeq and is a predicted model, not a curated record. Gene Ontology annotation, molecular function: nucleic acid binding. NCBI's taxonomy places the organism in Eukaryota, Viridiplantae, Streptophyta, Magnoliopsida, Poales, Poaceae.
CACCUCGCCCAGCCCAGCCCAGCCCUGUUCCGCGUCCGUCCUAUCUACCCCGCCACCGCGCAAUCCCAACCAAACCCUAGCUAGCUCGCUCGCUCGCACGCCCCCCCAGAUCUCCUCGCCCUCCCAUGGCCGCUCCCGACCAACGGACCUCUAGCUAGCUAGCGAGCCGCGCGCCAGCAGAUCGGGGCCACAUGGAGGCGGCGGAGGACGCGGCCGCGGCGCCCGAGUCGUGGGAGACGGCCGACCUCGACGGGGCCAUGAGCCGCCUGCUCCUCUCCUCCUCCUCCUCCACCUCCGCGCGACGCGUCGCCUCCUCGCCGGACCUCGCCGACGACGACGACCACGACACGCAGGCGUUGACGGCCACGCAGGCUUCGCUGGCGCGGCAGGAUCCGGCGAGCGCCGACGAUCUCGUGUCGCAGGUCGACCAGUUCCUCCGGGAGGCGCUCGAGAAGCCCCGAGAGCGGCUAUCAGUGCUACGCAUGGAGCAAGACAUCCUCAAGUUCAUCCACGACCCUAGGCAGGCGCAGUUUGAGUUCCAGGGCCUUCCGACAUCGUACCUGCGUCUCGCCGCGCACCGUCUGGCGCAGCACUACUUCCUGCAGUCGAUCGCCAUGCCGGAUCCCAGCUUGCCCGAUGGGACCACCUCUCGGAUCAUCCUUCGCAAGACGUCCGCUGAAUGCCGCCUGCCCGUGAUCCGCCUAGCCGACAUUCCGGUGAACCUUCCUCAGGAAGAGACCAGCACCGUGGCCACCAAAGUAGCUAUCAAGCAAAGGCCCCAGAAGAACCACCAUGGUGGUGCAGGUGCAGGUGCUAACUUGUCCAGAGGCAACCUUCAGAAGAGCGUUGAGGAGAGGAAAGAGGAGUACAACAAGGCACGUGCUCGCAUAUUUAGCACCACUAGCAGUGGCAGUGAUGCGCCUGAUGGAAGACCGGUUGAGGAAGUCAUCUUGCCCAAUACCCUGCAUAGGUCCACUUCCUUGGAGCUGAACUCAAACACCCGCUACGCCGAAGUGUCUGAAGCUACCCUUGAAAGGAGUUUGACUAGCACAUCAUCUAGCAGCAGAUCAAAUAGAAGCAGGAUUGACAAGGAGCCCCCACUCAAUAGAGGCAGGCAAGGCAAUAAUAGGGUGGCAAUAUUUCGUGACCGUGACUCAGAACGCAAGGAUCCUGAUUAUGACAGAAGCUAUGACAGGUACAUGCAAAGAUUUGAUCCUAGUUUUGGAUUUAAUGGAGGCGCCUACACCAUUCAACCUCUGUAUGCUCCUGCUGUUACCUACAACACUGAGUUCCCCCAGCUUGGGUCACCACAAAUGUCUCCGGUUGCUGUGGAGCAGCCUCAUCCAAUGGCUCAGCACAUGCCUGGGCCCUGGUCACCGGCCCAAUCACCUAAUGCAAUUGGCUACAGGCCUGCAGAUGGUGUCAUGCCACCCUACAGUCCUGGUCAACCUGGUGCUCCUGUCAGGUCUUCUGUUUUCAUGCAUGCUUCCCAGCAAUAUGCCAUGCCUUCACGCCCAGGAGUCUCAUUUGUACAUCCACAGGAUUCCAUGCGACCAUUUGCACAGACUCACCAACAACAGCAAGCUGAAGCUAGUCUACGCCUAGCCCGGCCCCGGUGAGGGGCCUGGGCAUGCCUGCUCCUGCCAGCACACACUGAAUAUGCAAAUCAAAUCGGAUGAGGCAUCAUUCUCAUCUCUGGCUGGCAGGAGCAGGCAUGAAAUAACCGAGAGUCGCACGGCUGGGCCAGUCAUCUGCUUGAUCUUAUCAUGCUCGUGCGAUUCUCGGUGUGGAUCCUCCCUGCACUCCGUGAUGUUGGGAGGGGGCACCUAACUCCAUUGUCCGUGACGUAAACUGCAGACCGUUGCUUGGACCUCUCAAGUCCUAGCAUAGAAGAUGCUGAGAACUGGAGGGCAGAGCAGUCCUUGUCUGUCUUUCUUCUCGGUGCUGUGGCUCCUUGCAUACCAAGAUGUGAGAUGCAAGAGGGGCACAUGUUACGUAUGGCCCUUGGAACACGAGGGGCCCCGUUCCGUCAACAAGAGAGGAGAAUGGGCACAUGUUACCUAUGGCUCCUUGGAAGACGAGGGACACCGCUCCGUCAACAAGAGAAUGGGGCACAUGUUACCUGUGGCUCCUUGGAAGACGAGGGGCACCGUUCGGUCAACAAGAAAAGAGAAUGUGGCAAAUGUUGCCUAUGGCUCCUUGGAAGACAAGGGGCACCGUUCGGUCAACAAGAAAAGAGAAUCGGGGCAUCAAGUAUGUGGAUAGACAACCAAGACCUGGGUGCCCCAUUGGGAGUACCAGACCUGGCACUUGUUCUCCUCUGGCUCGGCUGAAGUUGCCCUGAUUGUGGCCCAGCUUCAGAUGGAAGGGUUGAGCCAUGAUUGCGGCCCAGCUUCAGACAGAAGUUAACGAAGCUGUAUCGCCUGCUGCCAGGGCACCCUUGCCUGCUCUCAGGGUCUGUGGAGAGAGCUGCAGAUGAUGACGAUGAAGAGUUUCUAGUCGUGAAUUUGUGUUGUUUUAAGUUUGCAACUUUAGCAUCAGUAGAGAGUAGCUAGUAUGUGUUGUACAUGAGCGUUUGUAGUGGUAAGUGAGUGGUGACCCAGUUUGUUUUAAACCAUGUCGUUAUGCUACAACCGGAGUAAGAUGGAUUAUGGUAUUACAAAGUCCCAGUCCCAGAUGAAUGUCAACAUGUUUGUGCCUUGGAAGUGAA